Molecule: messenger RNA, 1065 nt
Organism: Didymosphaeria variabile
Lineage: Eukaryota; Fungi; Ascomycota; Dothideomycetes; Pleosporales; Didymosphaeriaceae
Exons: 1
Coding region: 1-1065 (354 amino acids)
Source: RefSeq, a predicted model, not a curated record
AUGGCUGGCAACAAAUCGAAAGCCACCAAGCGGGUCACGAAAACGCUGCCCGCGGCCGCAAUUCCCGAUCCAUUCGAGCCUGCGCCGGCAAAACUCGCUCCGCUCCUCGAUAAUUUUGACAAGUCCUUUGUCUACAUUACGCACGUUGACAACCACCCUGCCUGGUUCAAGAAGCGUGUAUUCUCCGUCCCACUUGGUCUCAACGUCGUCAUUGCACUACUUCUCCUAUGGCGGAUCUACACUGCGGGCCCGUGGUAUUGGGCAAUCCUCAUGUCAAUGCUUGGCAACGAAAAUGAGACGACGAUACAUUGGUCAAAGACACCAUGGAGCAAGCUGCUACCAAGCGUGGCAUGGCGUGCAGGAAUUUUCCUGUUCGACUGGUUGGUAAUUACGGUCAUCGGACCGUGGCCGUGGAGCUUCUUCUUCGAAUCACCUGGCAACCCCAUCUCCUGGCGCCUCAGCACAGGCUUUCGCGAUAAGGAGGUGUAUGUCAGGGAGUCGAGAGGAUGGGGUGCCAAAGAUCUGCUCGGUGAAGCUGAGGGCUCGACCGGUAAGGCAGGUUCUGAUAGCCCCUUCUUCAAGACGCGCAUUCUGCCCGCCGUAGACCGCCGGAGGUUGAUGGAGAAGACGGGGUACCUGCUCAUGGACAAAAACUUCGAUCUCGUUUUUGGUGCAAUGGUGGACGCCGCCCGCUUGAUGGACAAGAAGACCGUGUCCAUCGACGACUUCCGCACUAGCGUUUUCGUCUGGGUGGGAAAAGAAGAUCAUGGACUGUGGGCUGUAUGGCCGUGUGGAAAACUCGAUGAGGGCUCUGAGACCGAGGCGCGGGAGAAGAUCAUACUGUUUAAGGAUCGUCUGACCGCCAUGGGCAAGGAGUCACUCUUCUUCAAGUGGAUUGAACUCGUGCAAUAUGAAAGCUCCGCCCCUGGCGAGUUCACCUACGAGAAGCAGGUCGCAACUGCAGAGAAGGCAAGGACACUAUUUGAGAACGAAGGUGUCAACUUCGAUGCGUUUGUCAAGGACAUUGGUGGCCUGCAAGGCUUACCUGGGAUGGACCAGGCUUAG